Messenger RNA from Argentina anserina (silverweed cinquefoil), 3431 nucleotides. RefSeq lists its product as uncharacterized. Gene Ontology annotation, molecular function: mRNA binding. The record is from RefSeq and is a predicted model, not a curated record. NCBI's taxonomy places the organism in Eukaryota, Viridiplantae, Streptophyta, Magnoliopsida, Rosales, Rosaceae. The coding region runs from base 47 to 3121 and encodes 1024 amino acids. The transcript is spliced from 19 exons.
UUUAGGUCCAACUCCAAUCGCCCACCUCCAAGCAGAGACAGAGAAGAUGGGCAAGAAGAAGAGCAACGAUGGCAGCCACCCCAGAGCCGAAACCGAGCACUGCUCCUCCACCGUCUUCGUCUCCAACUUGCCUUACUCUUUCACCAAUUCCCAGCUGGAGGAGACCUUCAGUGAUGUCGGACCGAUCCGGCGCUGCUUCAUGGUCACCAAAAAGGGUUCCACGGAGCACCGCGGUUUCGGCUUUGUGCAGUUUGCUGUGACGACGGAUGCUGAUCGCGCCCUUGAGAAGAAUGGUGUGUCUGUUGGGGGUAGGAGAAUUGCUGUUAAGCAUGCCAUGCAUCGCGCACCGUUUGAGCAACGAAGAACGAGGAAAGAUCAAGGUUCUGAAUUGGAGGAGACUACAGAUUCAAAUAAUGGCAAGGAUGGUGGCAAUGUCAAAGAGGAAAAGGGUGCUUCAAACUUGGAUACAAGAGAGAUCAAAUUGGAGAAGACCAUAAAGUCAAAUAAGGACAAGGAUGUGGGCAAAUUCAAAAAAGAAAAGGAUGCUUUAAACUUGAAGGAAAAAGAGAAAAAUGUGAAAUCCAAAAAAACAGUAACCUCUGGUAAAGAUGUGGUGGCAAAAGUGGGCGCUUCUGAAAAGCAAAGGGUUGCUAGGACUGUUGUAUUUGGUGGCCUUAUCAAUGCUGGUAUGGCAGAAGAUGUUCAUCGCCAAGCCAGGGAGGUUGGCGAUGUGUGUUCGAUAACAUAUCCUUUUCCCAAAGAAGAGCUUCAACAACACGGUCUUGUACAAGAUGGAUGUAAAAUGGAUGCUUCAGCUGUACUUUACAACAGUGUUAAAUCAGCUCAUGCUUCUGUUGCAAUGUUACACCAAAAGGAAAUAAAAGGAGGAAUUGUCUGGGCACGUCAACUUGGUGGGGAGGGUUCCAAGACUCGGAAGUGGAAGCUCAUUGUUAGGAAUCUUCCUUUCAAGGCCAAAGUCAGUGAUAUCAAAGAUAUGUUUUCAUCUGCAGGAUUUGUCUGGGAUGUUUAUAUACCACAGAAUUCUGAUACAGGGUUGUCUAAAGGUUUUGCAUUUGUCAAAUUCACACGCAAACAAGAUGCAGAAAAUGCAAUACAAAAGUUCAAUGGACAAAAACUUCUUAAAAGACCAAUAGCUGUGGACUGGGCUGUUUCAAAGCAGAUAUAUGGUAGUGGCAAUGACGCCCUUCUUGUUUCAGAAGAUGGAGAAAAGGAUGGAAGAGAUGGAGGAAAUGAUAGCAGCGGUGAUGAUUUUGAGGGGGAUGCUGGAGAUGCAUGUAAAAAAUCCCAAAACCUUGAUGAGAUUGACAGUGCUUCAGAUGACUCUAAUACUUCAGAGAUGAACCCUACUGAAAAUAAUUUUGAGGAGGAAGCAGACAUAGCAAGAAAAGUUCUCAAAAACUUGACCACUCUCUCUGAAAUUGUAACUAGUGUUGAUAAUUCUGCCUUGCCCAAAUGGAACAAUGAGCAGACUAUUGAUUUUGAGGAGGAAUCAGACAUUGCCAGAAAAGUUUUAAAAAAGUUUACCAUGUCCUCUGGUACAGUAACUGCUGUUGAUGAUUCUGCAUUGCCCAGAAGAGACGAGGAGCCAACUAUUGAAGAAUCUGCUAAUGAGCCAAGUAAAUUAGCUCCAGAGACUCUGUCUGAUAAAUUAUCUUCUGAAGGUGCUAGUGCAUCAGAUGUUGCUAAACCACAAACUGAAGAAGAAGAUGAUUUGCAUAGAACAAUUUUCAUCAGCAACCUUCUUUUUGAGAUCACUAAUGAUGAAGUCAAACAACGGUUUUCUGCUUUUGGGCAAGUGCAAUCUUUUGUCCCAGUCCUUCAUCCACUUACCAAGCGACCAAAAGGAACAGGCUUUCUGAAGUUUAAGACAGUAGAGGCAGUGAAUUCUGCUGUUUCAGCUGGUAGCGCUGCAUCUGGCUUGGGAAUUUUUCUCAAGGGUAGACAACUGACAGUUUUCCAGGCUUUGGAUAGAAAAUCAGCUCACGAGAAGGAAGAAAAUAUGGCAAAGAAGGAGGAUAUAGACCAGCGCAAUCUUUAUCUGGCAAAGGAAGGUCUUAUUCUUUCUGGAACUCCAGCCGCAGAAGGGGUUUCAACUACUGAUAUGUCAAAACGCCAAAUGUUGGAGAGGAGCAAGGCCAUGAAGCUUAAAUCUCCAAAUUUUCAUGUUUCGAAAACAAGAUUAGUUAUGUACAAUUUGCCAAAGUCCAUGACUGAAAAGCAGCUUAAGAAACUUUGUAUGGACGCUGUAACCUCACGAGCUAAGCUACAAAAACCAGUGAUUCGACAGAUAAAGUGCUUGAAGGAUGUGAAAAAGGGAAAGAUUGUCACAAAGAAUCACUCUCGUGGUGUUGCUUUCAUUGAGUUUACAGAGCAUCAGCAUGCACUUGUGGCUUUGAGAGUUCUUAACAACAAUCCUGAAACUUUUGGUCCAGAACAUCGUCCAAUUGUGGAGUUUGCAAUUGAUAAUGUCCAGAAACUGAGAGCACGUCAGGUUUCACAACAAACUCAGCAGCAUGGCCAUCAGAAAGAGGUGCGGAAAUUUGAUCCCUCAAAUAGAGCAGAUGCCCAACCUGGUAAGAAGUUUGAAAAAGGGGGAGACAAAGGUGACAAGCGGAAACUGGAUGAGGUAUUUCCAAAUAAAGAAGGUGAAGUGGAAAAUAGGGCAAGUGAUGGAGCUGCCACUGAAAGGCAGAGAUUUCCUAAGAGGCAGAAGAAUGGGUCAGAUAAAAAAGCAGAAAAGAUAUCAUCAACAGAACUGGGAGGCUCAUCAGUGGAAGCCUUAAAACGUAAAAGCCAACAUCCGGAUGGCAGGAAGGCUGGUGGUAGCAGAUCGUUUGAGAAUGAAAUCAAGGCAGUUGAUGCGACCACAUCAGCAUCUUUGAGAAAGACGAAUGUGGAACCUAAGAAGAGGAAGCUGCAGGAGCAAAAUUACAUGCAGGGAGGAGAGAACAUGACGAGACGGCGGCCAAAGAAUAAGGACCCAAUAGGGCGCGAUGUUACAGAUAAACUCGACCUGCUGAUUGAAAAAUAUAGAUCCACGUUCUCACAUCAGAACUCCUUCCAAAAAGGUGGCGGAAGCAUUAGAAAAUGGAUCGAUUAAUUGUGAGUCAAUUAUUUUAAAUUCCAUGAUGAAUGUCUUAUCAGUUUAGAAAGCAACUGCUAUAAAUUGUGUUUGUUAAGUUUUGACAAUACUGAUUGAGAUGUAAUCUGUUAUAUGCUCCAUUCUCACUGUCAACAUUAUUUCAAGCCCUUUUUGUUUAGGCCACGGCCACCUUGAGGCCUAGGACAUUUGCGCACGUGUGUUAUGUAGUGCCCAAAACAGGAAAAUAACGCUCCAUCUGAUCCUUGGGACAUUUGUAUGCCAAAAUGUUGGCCAUUUCUAUCCAAUCGAUGAACCAGUUGUAGAGGAA